This is a messenger RNA of Iphiclides podalirius (scarce swallowtail), 555 nucleotides long. Lineage: Eukaryota; Metazoa; Arthropoda; Insecta; Lepidoptera; Papilionidae. The record is from the annotation of a GenBank genome assembly.
AUGAAGUACCACAUUCUCUUGGGAUUCUUUGCCGUGGCGGUUGCUUAUCCUGGGGUCAUCCACGAAGAGAUACCACAAGUCGAGGAGAGCUACAAUCACCAGGGUCUGAUUGGGGAGUCUGGGCAUCAUCACCAGAUACAGCAUGAGCACGCUAAAUCUCACCAGUCGAUUAAGUUCGAACACUUCCACCCGGUGCCCGUUUACAUCAAGAAGGAACACAGCCACCUCUUGAAGCAUCCUCUGGAAAAGGGCCAGAGCGAGCAGAAUUUAAAACAAAUCCACCCGGAGACACAGCACAGCCAUGGCGGUGGUCUGGUCCUCGAGGACCACAGAUUGGACACAGAGCAUCUAGCUAACCUUGGACACGGAAGCUACGAACAGGGUCUGGAGCAAGGUGGCUACCAGCACUACGGUGGUUAUGAAGGCUCAGAGGGCUUGAAAUCGUACGGCGAACAUCAACAGCCUGAAUCCGAGGGACAUUACUACGCUGAGCAAGCCCAGGGACUGUCUGGAGAGUCGGAAGGAUACAAAUACGAAGGUUAUAACCAACCGCAC